Messenger RNA from Adineta steineri, 966 nucleotides. Lineage: Eukaryota; Metazoa; Rotifera; Eurotatoria; Adinetida; Adinetidae. The record is from the annotation of a GenBank genome assembly.
AUGUCUACUUUUGUUAUUGCUGCUCAGUUAGAAAUAGUUACAGAGCAAAUCAAUCGUUAUGUAACACUUUUCCUUCUUCUACUUGGUGUCAUUGGAAAUCUCUGCAAUUGUCUAGUGUUCACACAACGAAAUCUUCGCUCAAAUCCUUGUUGUGUCUAUUUUCUUGUUGCAAGUUUAGCCAAUUUAAUUCUUUGCAUAACAGCUCUUACACCUCGGUCUAUUACUGGAUGGAAUCCAAAUGCUGAUUUAACAGAAACAGUAUCAGCAUUUUGUCGACUUCUGAUGUUUCUGUUGUUAUCGGCACGUUGUAUAGUUGCAUGGAUUAUUGCUUUUGCCAGUGUGGAUCGUUAUUUAACAUCAUCUCCAAAUGUUCAACGACGUCAAAUGAGUAAACUGAAAAAUUCUUAUUAUUGUAUAUCAUCAAUUUGUAUUAUUUCAUUACUCAUUUGGUUGGAAGGUUUCUUUUGUUUCGAUGCAAAUCAAGUUGGUACCCCCAUCAAAUGUUAUACGACAUCAGAUGUAUGUCAAAUGUACAAUAAUCUCGCUAUUGCAUUCUUUAUCAUUAUUAUUCCAGUGAUUGUCAUGCUUGUCUUUGGUUUCAGUACCAUUAAAAAUAUUCAUGGCAAUCGACGAGUAACAACAAAUCUUAACAAUGAACAUACUGGUUCAACAAAUCGAAGAAGUGAAAGUAGUUUAACCAAAAUGUUACUUAUUCAAGUGUUAAUUCUCACAUUAUUUAGUUUACCACUUGCGAUAAUAACACUUUAUUUGUCAUGGACAUUUUAUCAACAAAAAGCAUUACUUCAACAAAUAAUCGAAGGUUUUCUUUUUAAUAUUUUUCUUCUAAUGGCAUUCAUACCGAACUGUAUAUCAUUCUGUCUUUAUACACUUAGUGGAAGUGUUUUUCGUCAAACAUUUAUUGAUAUUGGUAAAAGAACAAUGCGACGUUUACUAUGUUAUCACUAA